This is a messenger RNA of Heterobilharzia americana, 636 nucleotides long. Lineage: Eukaryota; Metazoa; Platyhelminthes; Trematoda; Strigeidida; Schistosomatidae. The record is from the annotation of a GenBank genome assembly.
AUGAGCAUAGAACAAUCUUUUUACUGGGAGCACUUAUGUCAAGUGGAUAAAUGGACAGCAAAACAAUGGUUUGAUAGACAUUUACUAACUAAGGUAAUCACCUUAUUAGAACAAUUACCUUAUUGUCAUGGUGAACGUUGUUCUACAAUGAAAGCGUUUCUCGAUUUGGAUUAUGCAAAUUGUUCCUUUGAUGACGCAAUUAAACGUCAAUAUGAUGAAUACUUUGCCUAUCCGUGUAUGGAGUCAUUACAAUCAAAUAAUUUUAAAGUAUGCUUCUCAUUAUGUCGAUUUCUUGUUUCACUUGGCAAAGCUUUUGGAUCAGAAAGUAUAUCACACUUGGUAGCACCACAUUUCAAGCUCAAGUUGAUGAAACAAACAGAACAUGGAAAUUAUGAAUAUGAUAAUAUUUCUAUGCAAACUGGACUUUUGGCUGGAUAUUGUUGUUUACUUACUUCUACACAAUCGAAAUCAGAUUUAGGUCAAGUGAGAAUGUUGUUAACAAGUGCUAUAUUUUUACAUGCACGUGAAGGCUUUCCACUUCACUGCAUAAAAUUGACUAUCUGGUGUCUUUGUCUUACAACUAAUUGGAGACAACAAUUCAAGAUAUCCUACUGCCAGCAAUACGACCUUGUCUAA